Salmo salar (Atlantic salmon) is the source of this 687-nucleotide messenger RNA. RefSeq names its product interferon a3-like. Gene Ontology annotation, biological process: defense response. Gene Ontology annotation, molecular function: cytokine receptor binding. The record is from RefSeq and is a predicted model, not a curated record. Gene Ontology annotation, cellular component: extracellular region. Lineage: Eukaryota; Metazoa; Chordata; Actinopteri; Salmoniformes; Salmonidae.
CAUACAGUUUUCGCUUUCCCAUCUCCAAAUAAAACUCCUUAAGAGCCAAAAUGUUCAAACUCAACUGGAAAACUAAGAGCAAAGCAAACUACUAUUUACAAUGUAUACAAUGCAGAGUUGGACGUGUAUUUGUCUUAUUAUUUGCAGUAUGCAGAGCGUGUGUCAUUGCUGUGACUGGAUCCAACACCACUACGGUCACUUGAGCUCAGAAUACCUUUCCCUGCUGGACCAGAUGGGAGGAGACAUCACAGAGCAGGAUGCCCCUGUCUUUUUCCCAACAUCACUUUACAGACACAUUGAUGACGCCGAGUUUGAGGACCAAGUCAGAUUCCGGAACGAGACCAUCUAUCAAAUCACAAAACUGUUUGAUGGGAAUAUGAAAUCUGUCACCUGGGACAAGAAAAAGCGGGACGAUUUCCUCAACAUUCUAGAACGCCAAUUUGAGAACCUUAAAUCCUGUGUAUCACCUGCCAAGAAACCUGAGAGGAGACUGAAACGCUACUUCAAGGAGUUGAAUAGGAAGGUUCUGAGAAAAAUGAACUACAAUGCACAGGCGUGGGAGCUCAUCAGGAAAGAGACCAAACGUCAUCUGCAAAGAUUGGAUAUUUUUAAGGCAAAGAUUCACUGAUCAUCCGGACUCAUCUCAGAAGCUACGCCCUUAACAGUUUAUAAAGAAUGCACACAAUC